Messenger RNA from Amorphotheca resinae ATCC 22711, 2136 nucleotides. RefSeq lists its product as hypothetical. NCBI's taxonomy places the organism in Eukaryota, Fungi, Ascomycota, Leotiomycetes, Helotiales, Amorphothecaceae. The record is from RefSeq and is a predicted model, not a curated record. The transcript is spliced from 2 exons. Bases 40 to 2016 code for a protein of 658 amino acids. Gene Ontology annotation, biological process: endonucleolytic cleavage in ITS1 to separate SSU-rRNA from 5.8S rRNA and LSU-rRNA from tricistronic rRNA transcript (SSU-rRNA, 5.8S rRNA, LSU-rRNA). Gene Ontology annotation, cellular component: nucleolus; 90S preribosome.
CUCCAAAUUCCACCACAAUCGCAAAGAAUUCUCUCCACGAUGCCUAAAAGAAAGGCGGAUACCCUGAGUCAGAGCCCCCCUACAAAUGGGGUCAAAAAGUCGAAGCACGACGAAACUACGAAUACGAAAAAGAUAAAUCUGUUGCAAGAUAGCGACUCCGCGAGCAGCAGUGAUGAUGAGUCUAGCGGCGGGGCCGAGCUUGAGGAAUCUGGAUUCAAGAUCAACGAGGAAUACGCAAGGCGAUUUGAGCAUAACAAGAAGCGGGCAGAAUUGCAUAGAUUGGAAGAGAAAUACCAAAAGGAAACAAAGCCUUCGAAUGGCCAAUAUGGGGACAAAUAUGAUGAGGAUUCCGAGUCUUCUGACGACGAGGACGAGGAUGACGAGGGAUUCUUGGCCACAGAAGCUUUAGACGCUGAGAUAUCAGCAACACUUCAAGCAAUUAGAAACAAGGAUCCUCGGGUCUACGACGAGAAGGUUACAUUUUAUACGCCGAUCGAGGAAAACGCAGAUGAAGAUGCUACAGGCACCAAGAAAGAAAAGCCAAUGUACCUGAGGGAUUACCACCGCGAAAACCUCCUCAAAGGCGACAUCGGCGGAGAAGAGGACGCAGAAAAGGCCCCACGGACCUUUGCACAGGAGCAGGAAGAUCUCAAGAAGUCCAUUGUCAAAGAAAUGCAUGCAGCUGCAGAAGCUUCAGAUGAGGAGGAGGAAGAUGGCGGUUUCCUUAUUCCAAAAUCCAAACCAGAAGCGUCUAAUCAAGGCAUACAUCCUUCUAGACAAGAACAAGUUACGGUCGAUGUCAGUAUUGCAGACAAAGAUCCCGAAACUUUCCUCUCGAACUUCAUGGCAGCUCGUGCCUGGGUACCCACUGAGGGAUCUCGCUUCCAGCCACUUGAAUCAGAUGAUGAUGAAGAAGAUGCACGAGCGGAGACGUUCGAGGCGGCAUAUAACCUAAGAUUCGAGGACCCCAAGGGUAGCAACGAAAUGCUGAAAUCAUAUGCAAGAGAUAUCGUGGCGGCAAAGUCAGUACGACGCGAAGAACCAAGUAGUCGGAAGAAGCAAAGGGAAGCACAAAGACAGAAGAAAGAAGCUGAGAAAGCCGAAAGGGAAGAGGAAAGAGCACGGUUAAGGCGAUUGAAGAUUGAAGAAAUGGAGGAGAAACUCAAAAAGAUCAAGCGAGCUGCGGGAAUCCGAGGCAAAACUCUAAAGGAUGAAGAAUGGGAAAAGUUCCUGGACGAGGGCUGGGACGAUGAUAAGUGGGAGGCCGAGAUGAACAAGCGAUUCGGGGAAGAUUACUAUGCCCAGGAGGAGGUUGGUUCGGAGGAUGAAAACUCUGGUUCGGAAGGGGACGGGGCCAGUAAGAAAAAGAAGAAGAAGGUCAAGAAGCCAAAGUGGGAUGAUGAUAUUGAUAUUAAGGAUAUCAUUCCCGACUUCGAGGCGGAAGAGGAAUCGCAUAAGAAGCCUGCCUUCACCCUGUCUGACUCCGAUGAGGAAAUGGAGGAUGGAGAUAUUGAGGAGGGAGAUGGUCACCACAAAUCGAAAUCCAGCAAGGAGAGACGACAAGAAAACCUCGCCAAGAAGAAGGCUGCACGACUCGAGAGGAAGAAAAUCGAGGAGAUUGUUGACAGUCAUCUUGAUCUCGACCUGCCACUCCAAUCAAGUAAGACAACAGGCUUCCGUUACCGCGAGACCUCGCCCGUUUCAUUUGGGCUUACUGCCAGAGAUAUUCUUAUGGCUCCCGAUUCAGCGUUGAAUCAAUUCGCCGGGCUGAAAAAGAUGGCUUCAUUCCGUGAUCCUGAGAAGAAAAAGAAAGACAAGAAGAAUCUAGGGAAGAAAGCUAGAUUAAGGCAGUGGAGAAAGGAGACGUUUGGCAAUGAGGACGGACCCGAAAUCAUUAUUGGGGCAAACGCUGGUGACGACGUGGCACAGGCUGAAAAGGAGACAGAUAUUGUGGAAGGCAAGAGAAAGAAGAAGAGGUCAAGGAAGAACAAGAGUGGCGUGAAGAUGGAAGCAUGAGUUAGCUGAGCCAAAAAUAUUUUGCUGUAGUUCAUUGGAGGAAGUAGGGGAUGUCAUACAGAUACCAAUUUUCAUUUUUGGCCCUUUGCGCCGCCGUCAAUGUAACAAGCUCUAUAUAGG